AGAACUGAGAGCACCGGUCGGGCAGCAUUCCGACGUGGUUAUUGAGGGUGAUAAGGUGUGAUAGGGGUGGAUUGAGACUUUGGACCUUUCCUCUUAAUCUAACGGUUCUCUUAAGUCCUACGGUUAAAAUAUCGCUAGCACACCUGAUACCAAGGUGUCCUGCUAGCUUUUUUAUACGUCUCCCUUAUAAUAAGUAGAAAUAAGUGUUAUAAAUUAUAUUGAAUACUUGUAAAAAUAAAAAUAAAUCAAAUAAAUAAAAAUAGAAAUCAAACCAAAGAGAGAGAAAAUGAGUGACAUAAGUUAAGCAUCCCACAAAUGUGCAAAGUCUUUCUAAAAGGAAAAAAAAAAAAUUGAUAGUUUGUUAGUUGGAGAUAAUGAUGGACCAUCAUUCAUUUGAUUAGAAUCAAUCGGCCAAAAUUUCUUUUUGAGCUAAUGGCUCAACAAAGGGGGGCUGGGAUGCAAGAGGCAGUGGGAUUAUUUUCAAAUACUAGAGAGAGAAUGACACAAGCCAAACAACCCAACAACGUGCUCAUCUUUUUCCACAAAAAAAAAAAAAAGUACAACUGAUAGUUUGUUAGUUAGAGGUAAUGAUGAAAUGGGACUCAUUUGAUUGGAAUCAAUUGGUCAAACUUGGGGAUUUGAGAUACAAAGGGCAUUGAAGUCAUUUCAAAAUAAAAGAGAAUGUCAAGUUAAGCACCCAGUUGAUAGUAUGUUAGUUGGAGUUAAUGAUGGAAUAUGACUCAUUUGAUUAGAAUCAUUCAAUCAAAUUUUUGAGUUACCGACUGAACCAAUGAGGGUUUGAGAUGCAAGGGGCAUUGGUUUUAUUUCCAAAGAUGAGAGGGAGAUAGAGUGACACAAGCCCGGCCAACCGCAGCACCGUGCCGUCUUUUCCCGGAAAUAAAAAGAAGACAGUUGACAGUUUGUUAGUUGGAAGUUAUGAUGGAAUGGGACUCAUCUGAUUAGAAUCAAAUGGUCAAUCCCUAUAGUCAAGCGCUUUCCUUUCAACCACACGACGAACGAACAUAUUUGAUCAAAUUUGUUCCCUUGUUUGACAUCCUACAAUUAAGGCCUCCUCGUCUUCUCUCUCUUCCAACACAACCGAUACACACGUCUCCUUCUUUCCUCGUAUCAAAGUUUAGAUUUGCAGAAACCCCUCUCUCUCUCUCUCUCUCUCUCUCUCUCUCUUCCCAUUUCUCCCGCACGCCCCCGGCGGGGGUCCGUGUGGGGUACACGGUAAGGUGUGAAGAUGGCAGACAGGAGAUUGAUGGUGAUGAACUGGGAUGGUUUGGGAGACGAUGACGAUCAAUUCUUCGAGUCUAACGAUCGAAUGUCCUCUUUCAUGGCCAUGGACAUGGCUUUCUCUGUUUCCGAUGACGAUGAUGAAGUCUACGAUGACAGUCGUAUUUCCUUUGCAUCCUGUUUCUCAACUCCACCGGAGGAAUUCCGCGGCUUCAUCACCCCAGCGGCGCCACCGACCUCAACAACAACAACAACAACAACAACAACAACAACAUCAGUCGUUACAAUAUUGGAUGACUACAAUGUUUGGAUGGCCGAACCAGGAUCCAUAGAGGAGCGGCGGAAGCGGCUUCUUAAAGGAAUGGGAUUGGCCGGCGCCGCUUCUAUAAAAACCGUCUCAUCUCUUCGUGCCCGCACAAUCAAAAUCUCCCCAAAAAAGGAAGAACAAGAACUAAUAAAGCAUUUGAAGCAAUCAGAAGAUUCAGAACAUCCACUACCCUCUCCUCCAACGGAUUCCACUUUGUAUGUUCGAUCAAUAUCAGAUGGAUCCUUGGAAUCUUCCUUCUUGAUUGCCCAACGAAGAAUUGAGGAUCUUCUCGGCGUUUCAUUGAAGCGUAAUCUUCUCCGUACAGCUACGGGGUUUGAUAAGAACCCUAAUUCUGUUAACCUCUCUGUGAAUUCCUCUGUUUCAUCUCUGCUACUAAAUGGGAAAAAUGGUGGGGGUGGGUUUGUUCUGAUAAAGAAUCUGGACACUGGUAAGGAAUUCAUGGUCAACGAAUUCGACGAAGAUGGAAUGUGGAACAGAGUCAGUGAUCUUCAAACAGGGAAGCAAUUAACCCGAGAGGAAUUCGAGCAGAGCUUAGGGUAUUCCCCAAUUGUGAAGGACUUGAUGAAUCAAGAUAAUGUUUCGAAUGAUAUCAGGAUCGCAAUAAGGAAGGUUGCCAUGAAUCUAAACCUGAAUCCCAUUAUUGGAAAGAGCUUGAAGUAUAGCAAGAGAAGAGGAGCGGCAUGGUUGAAGAACAUAAAGGGUGUAGCCAAUUCGGUGACCGGAUUGAUAGGAGAUAAGGAGAAUUCGAAUAAGGAUGGUUCUCCAUUAAUGGAGCAACGAUCACAAUCACAGUGGACCAAAGUUCAUCAACAUGGGAAAUCAUAUAAGGAGCUCACGGGAUUAUAUAUGUCCCAAGAAAUCCAAGCUCAUCAGGGUUCGAUUUGGACGAUUAGGUUCAGUUUUGAUGCCCAUUACCUUGCGAGCGCGGGAGAAGAUCGUGUGAUUCAUGUGUGGGAAGUAAUUGACUGUGAUGUGAUGCCGUCGGGGUUAAAGUCGCCGGAGGAAGGGAAUUUGAAUUCCAGUUCCGGUUCCGGUUCCGGUUCCGGUACGGGUACGAUUGGGGCAAACCAGCAAGAUCGAGCAUUGCCACUUGGGGAUCAAGGUCAAGUGAUGCCAUCGGAGAAGAAGAGGAAAGGGAAGAAGGGUUGGAUCCCAGACUAUGUGAUGAUGCCGGAGAGUGUCUUUUCCAUCUCGGAGAAACCCAUUUGCUCUUUCGAAGGUCAUCUGGAUGAUGUCUUGGACCUCUCUUGGUCCAGAUCUCAGCAAUUACUUUCUUCUUCAAUGGACAAAACUGUUAGGCUAUGGGACAUGGAAAGCAAGACUUGUUUGAAGCUGUUUGCCCACAAUGACUACGUUACUUGUAUACAUUUUAACCCAGUAGAUGAUAGAUGCUUCAUCAGUGGUUCAUUGGAUGGGAAGGUCAGAUUGUGGAGUAUCCCAGACCGGCAAGUUGUGGACUGGACUGAUCUUCAUGAAAUGGUCACUGCUACUUGCUACACUCCUGAUGGACAGGGUGCAUUGGUUGGUUCACAUAAAGGGCGUUGCCAUUCGUACGACACAACUGAAUGCAAACUAAAUCAGAAAGGUCAAAUAGAUAUUCAUACCAAAAAGAAGCCUCAAGGGAAAAAGAUUACUGGUUUUGAGUUUGCUCCAAGUAAUCCAUCUGAGGUGCUAAUAUCCUCUGCCGAUUCACGGAUCCGGAUAUUUGAUGGUUCUGAUAUCAUUCACAAAUUUAGAGGUUUCCGCAAUACAAGUAGUCAAAUAUCAGCAUCAUUUACCGUGGAUGGAAAAUAUGUUGUAAGCGCAAGUGAAGAUUCUCAAAUAUAUGUAUGGAAGCGCGAUGAGAUAAAAAAUGUAGGUAGUGGAAAAGGCAAAGGUAUGAUUACUACUAGGUCUUAUGAGCAAUUCAAUUGCAAAGAUGUUUCAGUUGCAAUUCCAUGGCCUGGUUGUACCAAGUAUGAACCACCAACAUUGCCAUUGCAAUCGAAGAGACGGUCGAAGUGUUCAUUUUUACCGCCACUUCCACCUACUGGAGCUUCAAAUUCAAACCUUGAAGAUGCAUUCAUGAGCAACAGCAAUAGAAAAAAUCUCCCCCCUCUUCCAAGGAAGAAUAGUAUAUUGGAGAGACAGUCAUCAUGCCCAGAUGAGGGUCUCACCACUAGAUCACAUUCUAGAUCAGAUCCAAGCAUCAGUGAGAGUGCUUCAUUCACUUCUUCUAGUUCUUUGAGAAUAAGAGAUCCACAUUCUAUUUCUGCUAUAGGAAAUUCUUCAUGUUGGUCAUCCUUUGAUGGUGGCAAUAGCAAUGGGCAAAAUUGCAUACAAGCAACAGCAUGGGGUCUUGUGGUUGUAGCAGCAGGGUUGGGUGGAGAACUCAAAAUAUAUCAAAACUUUGGGUUGCCAGUUCGGCUAAGUCGCCAACCCAAUCUCUUUAGAGAGCACACAUAACAUCUUUAGUAAAGAGGAGUUCUUACUCUCUCUCUUUCUUUGGGUGAGGUGGUGUGGGAGGAGGGGAGGGAGAAACUACCAUCUUGAAACAUAUAUGAUACAGUUUUUUACUAGCAAAAUUUAAGAAUAAUUUGAAAUGGAGAGUUUAGAGCAUUUUUUUUUCUCUCUCUAUAAUUGAUUGAAGUAUAUCAGAGCUGUCGCUGAUUCCCACUAUCCGGCAAAUUAGGGAGAGUAAUUUCUUCAGCAAUAGAAUGAAUCACACUUCUACCACUAAAAUGUAUAUACCCGCUAAGUGUGCAACGUGAUUAUUGUACAUGAAUUGAUCAUUUGUCAAACAAGAGAAUUGGACAUCAUAAAAAUAGAAUCUGAACAGGAUCAUGAAAAGAAAACAAUUAAUGAA
Macadamia integrifolia is the source of this 4412-nucleotide messenger RNA. RefSeq lists its product as uncharacterized. Lineage: Eukaryota; Viridiplantae; Streptophyta; Magnoliopsida; Proteales; Proteaceae. Gene Ontology annotation, molecular function: protein binding. The transcript is spliced from 7 exons. The coding region runs from base 1247 to 4012 and encodes 921 amino acids. The record is from RefSeq and is a predicted model, not a curated record.